GCAGGGUAAAGCCAAUAUUCAACGCUGUUCCAGUUUGCCGAGCGUGGAUGUCAGGACAGCAGUAUUAUCCUCAAUUUCAGAUGCAGUGAAAAAUAUUUGCAGUUCGAUGGAAAACCAAUACCGGAAGAAGUGCCCCGUGCAGUACUGUUGGGACUGCGGCGAAAGUAUUCGCGACAAAUACCUGCUGUACGCAAUGGACAGGUACUGGCACACGUCAUGCCUCAGGUGCAGCGUAUGCCGGAUCACGCUCGCAGAUGCCGGAUCUUCUUGUUUCACGCGGUCCGGUCUCAUACUCUGCAGAGAUGAUUAUCUCAGGUUGUUUGGCAGAGAGGGCGAGUGCCAUGCCUGUCGGGAGACGAUCCCAGCGAACGAGAUGGUGAUGAAAGUUCAAGGCUUGGCCUAUCACCUGAAAUGCUUCAUCUGCUCAAGGUGCCACGGACCCUUGUCGCUGGGGGACAGGUACCAUCUGUGGGAAGGAAGGAUCCUCUGCGACAAGGAGUGUCUCAGACUUUUGAGGAGAAACGCUCCUCUAACUCAGAGACGAGCCACCAAAGCUCAAAGGUUGAAUUCGACCAUUAAAGCGUGACAAUCCGUUAGUGUGAGCGAACUCCUCAAAAACAAACUUUAUUUGAAAGAAAAAACAAUUGCUAUGCCAGUCACAUAUAAACAUCCUUUACUUUGCUAGAGACCACGUAAAACUUUGGAGACUACUGAUUGGCUACUACAUAAAAACAUCACCCA
Molecule: messenger RNA, 741 nt
Organism: Uloborus diversus
Lineage: Eukaryota; Metazoa; Arthropoda; Arachnida; Araneae; Uloboridae
Product: LIM domain transcription factor LMO4-B-like
Exons: 3
Coding region: 107-586 (159 amino acids)
Source: RefSeq, a predicted model, not a curated record